ACAAAUUCUUCCACGCUUUGUCUAUCUUUCAAUCUUCUGAGGCUUUUCUAGUAAGAUGGCACUCGCCAUAGGCAGUGGCAUUGCAGCAAUCCCUUCCUCGCUCUCAAAAUCCUCCCUAGGAGCGGCCGCUCCCAAGUCUCGAUCCAAUCGCUCCUUGGCCUUCCUGCCAGUGAGAGCUUCGUCGGACAAUGGCCGACGAACCCCUGGAGGAGGUGAUGGGAUCAGCAGCGUACUGGACCAGACCAAGAAGGAGAUCACCCGCGAGGAUGUGCUCAAGAACCAGGCCGAGAAUGAGUCGGAGAAGAAGUCCGUGUUUGGAGCGGUGCCAUCGUCCGGAGCAUUGUGGCCUAGGCCUGAGAUUGAGAGGCGGCCAGAGACGGGCGAUCGAUCAUUUGCGAGCUUGAUGGCAUUCGAUGGCGCUGGCCCAGAGACGAUCAACGGCAGACUGGCAAUGGUUGGAAUCUUGUGGGCCUUUGCAGUGGAGAGAAUGACGGGACAAACGGUGGCCGAGCAGCUCUACACGCCAGGCAACUUCGGCUUGUUUAACUUCUUGGCGGUGGCACAGCUCUUUGCAUACGCGUCGCUGGUUCCCAUGUUUAAGGGAGAGAGCCCCGAUAGCCGAUCCUUGGGCCCGUUUAGAGCCAUGGCGGAGCGCUGGAAUGGGCGGACUGCCAUGCUUGGCUUCCUCGCUCUGGUGCUCACGGAAUUCUUCACCAAGACCCCAGUUUUUCACAUGAUGUAAGAGGUAGAAAUUUGUUGAUUUGUAAAUUUUGGCCAGUACUUAAAUAGAUAUUAAAUUCUACAUGGUAAACGAAAAA
Molecule: messenger RNA, 818 nt
Organism: Selaginella moellendorffii
Lineage: Eukaryota; Viridiplantae; Streptophyta; Lycopodiopsida; Selaginellales; Selaginellaceae
Product: early light-induced protein, chloroplastic-like
Exons: 2
Coding region: 56-742 (228 amino acids)
Source: RefSeq, a predicted model, not a curated record